UUUAUUUCAACAAGAAUUUGUCCAUUUAUAAAUUAUUGACUAAAGUGGCUUCUAUUUUAUGAAAAUAAAUAUGAAAUUAAUGAUCUGGAUAUUUUUGAUAUUUGUGGCAACAGUUUUCUCACAGGAUGGGGUAGAAGUUGGUUCGAGAGAUAGUAAUAGAAGUUUUAAAAAGGAUGAAAAUAGAAGAAGUACGUUAGAUGAGAAUGAUAAUAGUGAGGACGAAUCUAGAUCGAAUAGAAGGAAGAGUAUGGAGAAUGGUUUAGAGACAGUUAUUGGGUCAGGACGUUUCAAAUAUAAAUAUAAACGCAUGAAAGCUAAAGGUAUCGAUGCAAAAGGGAAAUUUCGAUCACGUGGAGUUAAAGGUUAUGGUAUGAUCUCGUCAGAAUCCUCACAAUUUCUAAUUGAAGAGAAUUUGGAUAAAUAUGGUCGAGCGAAACCUAUUAAAUCAAAAUUCAAAACUUAUGGAAAAAAGAAAAAAUAUUCCAAAAAGAUCGUUGAUGACCAAUUUGAUACUAAAGGUAAUUUAAUUGAAGAACGUAAAUAUAAACACACUGGUAAUUAUCAAGCGAAUGGUACUCAUCUUUAUAUCGAUUUACAAACACAAAAAGAGAGAGAUGAAAAAUGGAGAUUAAGAACGAAUAAUAAUGAACGGAAGGAUAACAGCUCAAGUGGAAAAGUAGACGGUCAUAAAAAUGAUCGUGAACAAAUAAAGAUUGUCCGCAAUUAAGUAGAUUCAUCUGGAGGUAAUGAAAAGUUUUCUUCAAUGAAUUAAAUCAUAUCGAAUUGAAUAGUUUUAUCUAUAAUAAUAUUCUAACUACUAUUUUCUUAUCCUCAUUAAUCCUACUUCACUUUCUAACAAUCAUAACCAAUUUGAAAUGAUCAUUGUAAAUUUUAAACAAAAAUCUACAUGUAAAUCUUGUAAUAUGAACAAUAAACUAUACACUACUGUUAACACCAUAAUGAUUAUAUCAAUUAGAAGAAUAGUUAAUGAAAUUGUUAUAACGCUCGGUUUUACUAUGUACACAGGCAUGGGAUGUUAAUUUACCUUAGACGAAUAUCUACACUAGAUUCCCUCCCAGUGUCUAUUCUACAGGACUUCAACACAACUCAGAUCAAGAACACGUGAUGAGCCUGACCACAACGUAAAUAUAUUUCCACACCAAAAACUCGACAUAAUCCAACAACAAUGAGUGAGUGAGUAAUAAUAAUAAGGAUAAGGGAAUAUAUAACUCACCUGACACCUAUCAUACUAUCUAAAUGUCUGACUAAUCAGACAACCAAUCAUUAUCAUUCUCGCCCAUUCAUCAGAAAUAAAAUAGAAUGACA
Messenger RNA from Schistosoma curassoni, 1326 nucleotides. The record is from the annotation of a GenBank genome assembly. NCBI's taxonomy places the organism in Eukaryota, Metazoa, Platyhelminthes, Trematoda, Strigeidida, Schistosomatidae.